ACGCACACAAGGAUACAUUCUAGAGGAAGUAACAAACACUUGAUUGUCGAUUUUUCUUUUAUAGAUAAAUCAAAACUGGCUUUAUUACUUCCGAGUCCUACAUCAUCUAACAUAUUACAAAUCGACAAUUGUCAGAGUUUGAUCGUUGAAUAGUAGUCAGUAGAUGAUGGCAAGAUUUCAAUUUGAAGUUGAGCUGGCAGCAGAUGAAGAUCCGAAGAAUAACAUCAUAGUUAUAAGAUCAAUAACAAAAGAGGAUGGAACAACAUAUCUCAUGCCGACAUGCUUCCAAGCAGCAAAACACCAUAGUCAAUUGGUAAAGUUACCAGAAUUUUUGAGAAUAAAAAAAACAUUACAGAAAAGAGGUCACAAUAGAAGGGUCUGGAUAUCUAUGCCAAGUGAUAUUUUAGCUCUUUAUGUAGAUGAUGCCGGAAAUAUGGUAUUUAAUGAUUAUUUAUUACAAGAAAUGACGCAAGUUACGAGCCAAUCUAUUACAGAUGGAAAAUUAAUGGAAAUUUUAGAGAAAUUAAAUGGUAAUUCCUAUGUGAACAAAGAACAUCACAGCAAUUUAAGCAAAUUAAAUGAAAAAUUUGUUUUAAAGAAGUUUGAUAACAAGAUAGCUAAUGCCAAACAGUGGCUGCAAAGUUUUGAAAGUGAAUGUACAAGAUAUGAUUUAAAUGGUGAUACAGAGAAAAUCAGUGCUUUAAAAUUAUUUCUGAAUGACUCAGAAUGUGACUGGUAUGAGUCUAUGUUAAUUAAACACAGCUUGAACUCGUCAUGGAAAAUAUGGCAAGUGAGUUUUUUAAAUACAUUUGCAGAUAAAAAUUGGUCUUCUGUAAUGUAUGCGCUGAACUUCAAACACUUGAAUGGUCCUCUGCUAGAAUAUGCAUUGAAAAAGCAAAGAUUGUUACUAGAGUAUAAUAGUGAUAUAGAUACCAGAACUCUCACUGACCUCAUAGUUGCCGGAUUGCCGACUUAUAUUACAUGUAAACUAGAUAGACAAGAGGUGACAGACCCAACUCUUCUGUUUAGUGCCCUGCGGAAGUAUGAAAAUCAGAAUAAAAAUAUCCAAAAACACUUUACUGAGAGGAAAGGCGUGACUAAAUUAGAAGUGGAAUAUAAAAAGAAAACACAGUGUCAAAUCUGUUACAAGAUGGGUAAAAAAAACAGAUUUCAUUCUGAAGAUUUGUGCUGGUUUAAGAACGAAAAUAAGAAUAUCAAUGAUAGUGUAAAACAUUCCAAAAACUUUAUGUUGGAGGUUGAGCAGUAUCAAGAUACAAAAAACUAGAUAUUCCCCCACUUAUAACA
Messenger RNA from Aricia agestis (brown argus), 1305 nucleotides. RefSeq lists its product as uncharacterized. The record is from RefSeq and is a predicted model, not a curated record. Lineage: Eukaryota; Metazoa; Arthropoda; Insecta; Lepidoptera; Lycaenidae. The transcript is spliced from 2 exons. Bases 164 to 1285 code for a protein of 373 amino acids.